AUGGCAAUUGUACUUGGCUUUAAUGCUCCCAAUUCAAAACAUUUUUGCUCUUGGUGCCUUUGUACAAAAGAGAAUAUUGGAAAUAAACACAAGGUUUGUGUUAUUGAAAAAACUAUGGAUCAAAUUAAGUUAAAGCUACCACCAGGGCAUGUUAAAUCUCCUUUACUUCAAAUGAUUCCUUUAAGUCACUAUGUUCCAAACGAGUUACACAUAAUGUUGCGAAUUUGGGAUAGGUUAUGGGAUUUAGUACUACAAGAACUCAAAACACAAAAUCAAUUUAAUGAUUUAGCAAGAGCAAAGAUUCUUGCCAAAAUGCGUAGGAUUUUAAUUUCAUUCAAUUUUUGGCAGGAACAGGGAACGCAAAAUUGGUCUUAUACAUCUUUAAUGGGAGAAGAUAAGGAAAAAAUGGGUUUAUAUCGUCCAAAAGAUGUAACACCUUACAUGCAUGUUUUAGUUCACCAUUUACCUGAAUUUAUGGAACAACAUCAGAAGUUUGGAUUAAGUGCUUUUUCAUGUGCUUUUGUUGAAAAAAAAAAUCACGAUCAAGUUUCUGCAUUUUUUUGA
Molecule: messenger RNA, 564 nt
Organism: Rhizophagus irregularis DAOM 181602=DAOM 197198
Lineage: Eukaryota; Fungi; Glomeromycota; Glomeromycetes; Glomerales; Glomeraceae
Source: RefSeq, a predicted model, not a curated record